Drosophila teissieri is the source of this 1303-nucleotide messenger RNA. RefSeq lists its product as uncharacterized. Gene Ontology annotation, molecular function: structural molecule activity. The coding region runs from base 345 to 1220 and encodes 291 amino acids. The record is from RefSeq and is a predicted model, not a curated record. NCBI's taxonomy places the organism in Eukaryota, Metazoa, Arthropoda, Insecta, Diptera, Drosophilidae. The transcript has a single exon.
AACCCAUCCGAAAUUUCGGUUUCGUCAUGAGAGUUCCCCAAAUUGUGCGUUCGGCAUUUGAGUAUCUGCGAGUAUCUGCAUCUAUGAAUCUUUUUCAAAUGGUGCUUCAAAUCCAAACGUAUCCGCACGCAUUCGUAUGCGAAUGCGAUCAAAAUGUAUUGGCAGAGACCGAAAUAAAGUGCACAUGGCUCGCCGCCGAUUGAUAAAAGAUAAAAAUAAAGAGAUCGGCCUCUCUUUAUGCGGAAUGUGUGCUCGCAUUCGCCUGUAAAUUCUCGAAGGGAACGCGUGCAAUUCGGAGCAUCGAAGCACCCAAGGUGAUUACAUAAAGCCAGAAAACCAGAACCAUGCAGAAGGCCAUCAAGAAGGAGCUCAGCUUCUCGCUGGACACGCUGGAGCGCUACCGGGCCAAGUACGGACGCAGUGCAUCGCUGGACACAAACGGCUCUCCGAUUGCUCACACAGACGGCGAGCCGGUUGCUCCUCUGCCGCCAUCGCCCUCGAUCUUCACAAAGUCCUUGUCGCCACCGAAGAUGACCAAGCUGCAGGAGCUGCAGCAGAAGAAGGAGGCCUAUUUGAGGGCCAAGGAGCACGAGCGGGAAAUGGAGCAGCUGCAGCGCACAGAGCGAAGGUCCAUCAUAAAUGGUUCGGAUACGCCCAAACCCAAGACAGGCAGCCCACCGAGCACUUCUCCGACUCCGAAUGCUAGUUCCUCGUCAACCGCUGCCGUGGCCACCAAGUCAACCAGUCCAGCUGGCUACACCAACUGGUCGAAUCACCAUGCCACACUCUGCUCCCAGUCGUGGGUGGCCAUCUCCGAGCUCAUGUACUUCUGCGACAAGUAUGAGUUCACCACCCUCAGCACCCGCGACCUGAGGACGCACCAGGAGAUCGUGGCCGAGGUGAGAGCUCUGCUGUCCGGCAAGGCGCCCUUCGAUCAGCGCACCCGCUUCCCGGGUAACAUCCACGAUCCGGAGAACCUGUGGGUUUGCAUCGGUCGCUGUGCCAGCGUGGAGUACCAUCUGCAGCGCAUCAUCAGCAUCUUCCGGAAACCUCUCAAUCAAUUGACACCGGACAAACAGCGAACGGUCCGUCAGAACUUCCACCUGGCGGUCAGCGAACUGCGGCUGGACAUCUCGGCGAGGAUCAGCGAGGUGCGGCUGUACGACCGCCUGGUCUUUGAGCGCGAGUUCCGGCUGGAGUGGCAGGAUGCGGAGGCCUAGUGGAUUAAGGCGUUGUAAACGGAUGAGUGGGUGGACGAUAACGUUUAUUGGCAACUCUUCGCUCUUUUUUGCGGUGCGCGGUG